This is a messenger RNA of Malus domestica (apple), 1462 nucleotides long. Its product is annotated as vacuolar protein sorting-associated protein 28 homolog 1. Gene Ontology annotation, cellular component: ESCRT I complex. Lineage: Eukaryota; Viridiplantae; Streptophyta; Magnoliopsida; Rosales; Rosaceae. Gene Ontology annotation, biological process: protein transport to vacuole involved in ubiquitin-dependent protein catabolic process via the multivesicular body sorting pathway. The record is from RefSeq and is a predicted model, not a curated record. Gene Ontology annotation, molecular function: protein-containing complex binding.
CUCCCUCUCUCUCUCCUCUUCUCUUCUCUCUCUCUCUCUCUCUCUCUCUCUCUCUCUCCUCUGUGUGUCGUAACAUCAGACUUUCUCUCUCCUCUUCUUCUCGAUAUACAAAUACUCCCUGGCGCGGCCCCUCCCUCGAUUUUUCCUUUAAUAUUUUUUUCAAUUUUUUAUUUCUAAAUCUCACCCACUCGAACCCAGCUGCAGCAGAACAAAGUUCUCAACUUUUCCCCAUCCGAGCUGCUAUUUAGGUAAAAUCUCGGAGAUCCCCCAAUUUGAAUUUUCAAUUCGGAAUUUCAAUUUCUGGAUUUGGGUUUGUUUGGAAUCUGCGUGUUCUUUGGUGUUUUUGGUUAUUCCGUCGUCGGUCAUGGCCUCCUGAGAUGAAAGGGCCAUGGGCGUCCAUGGCUGCUGCCGUGUUUGCUUAGUGUGAGAGGCUGAUUUGCUUUCGGUGAAUAAGGUUCUUUCUCUCCUUUGCGCGUGUCCCGUUCUCUUCUCCAAUCCUCCACCUACACACGCACACCUGAUACUCUUCUUUCACAUACAUCAGUAAAAUGGAGGUCAAGUUGGCCAAUGACAAGCGUGAAAGAGAAAUGUAUGAUAGUUUUGCCGAACUAUACGCCAUUAUCAAGACCACUGAGAAGCUUGAAAAGGCGUAUGUUCGGGAUGUGAUCACUUCUUCUGCGUAUGAGACUGAAUGCCAAAAACUCAUUGCCCACUUUAAGACAUUGGCAUCCACGCUUAAGGACACCAUCCCGAGCAUCGAGCGGUUUGCAGAUACAUACAAGAUGGACUGCCCAGCAGCUAUAAACCGCCUUGUGACCUCAGGGGUGCCUGCCACAGUGGAGCACCGGGCUGCUGCAGCUUCCUCCAUGACUUCCUCAGCUGCUGCUGUGGCAGAGUGCACACAGAAUUUCAUCACCGCAAUGGACUCCUUGAAGCUGAACAUGGUGGCAGUUGAUCAGGUGCACCCGCUGCUCUCAGACCUCUCAACGUCCCUUGGGAAGUUAACCUUUCUGCCACCGGACUUUUUGGGAAAGGUGAAGUUGAAGGAAUGGAUUGCAAGGCUGUCGAAGAUGGGAGCAGCUGAUGAGUUGACGGAGCAGCAGUCAAGGCAGCUUCACUUUGAUCUCGAGUCCUCUUACAACUCGUUUAUGGCAGCUUUGCCGAAUUAUGGUACUUGACACCCCCACUGGACGGAUUACUACUUUUCUGCAGCGUAUAUGUGUAUAUUUUGGUGAAUGCCUGUUCCGAACUUUGUGCUUAGUGUCGAUAUUUUGUGUCAAUCAUUCCAGAUAUGAUUUCCAAACUGUAUUGUAGGAAUUACACUUGAAUUCAGUUUCUUGAUUUUUAAUGGCAAAUGAUCUCGGUGGCUUGAUUGAAAUGAAAUGCUCAAUAUUCGGGCUAUUUUGUGAAAAGUGUAUUGUUUGAUGGCCAUUUUGUGAGAGUAAAUUGUUUGAUGUAUAAA